Messenger RNA from Triplophysa rosa, 1451 nucleotides. RefSeq names its product endonuclease domain-containing 1 protein-like. The transcript is spliced from 2 exons. Lineage: Eukaryota; Metazoa; Chordata; Actinopteri; Cypriniformes; Nemacheilidae. The record is from RefSeq and is a predicted model, not a curated record. The coding region runs from base 233 to 1060 and encodes 275 amino acids. Gene Ontology annotation, molecular function: hydrolase activity; metal ion binding; nucleic acid binding.
ACAAACUGAAUGGUCUAGAAAAUAGAAAUACACAACUCCAAUUGUAGAUGUUGAAUUGAAUUAAUUAGCUUACUGACUCACUAGAAUGUAUGAAAUAUGAGUCACCAAUUAGGCAAACUUUAAACCUGUGAUUCCUGUCCCUCCCCUAACACUAUAUAAGGGACAGCAUUAACCUCCUCUCUGCAAACUCUCUUCUUGUCCUCAGGUAGACAGCUCAUUUUAGAGAUUCAUCAUGAGAAAUCUUAUUUUCUUUCAGUUACUUUCUUCUGUUUGUUUCUUCACUUUGAGUGAAGUUGUAGAUAAUCAUUUUAGUAAAUGCACAAAGUUCUUUUUGGACGACACACCUCCUGACUUCACACCACCAACGGGCGUUUCAGUCAAGCCCAUCUGCCAGUGUCUUUGGGAUGACCAUGAUGAGCAAAUUUAUCUGUACGCAACUUUAUACAGCACAUCCUGGAAGAUUCCCAUCUUCUCUGCCUAUGUGUUUCAAAGCCCAAAUAUUGGGAGAUGUGACGCUUGGUACAUUGAACCACAGCUGGAUGGAGAUUCUGAGCCAUGCAUGCGUCCUAAGGGCUAUGGUAAAAAUAUUGGUCAAAAUCAGGCUGUAACUAAAGAUUACUACAACUCUUUCUAUGAUAAAGGUCACCUCUAUCCAGUACUUCACACCAACAAUCAUCUGUCAAUGCUGGCCACAUCCACACUGACCAACGUGGCUCCACAGAAUCCAACUUUCAAUCAAAAUGUUUGGCUGGAACAUGAGAAAGCUGUGAUUAAAGACCUGAAAUCCUGUGAAGUGGCUUAUGUGUUGACUGGUGUAGUUCCUGACACAAACAUCAAAAUGAACAAUAAAGUAACUGUGUCAAAGUAUUACUGGAGAGCCACCUGCUGCCUAGAGAAGGGUCAGUACAUAGGGCAGGGCUACUAUGGACCGGACAACAAUGGCCUUGUGAAGAAAUUAACAAUAAAAGAUCUUCAGAACCUACUCAAGGGUUUUUACCAAAUAAUUUUUUUUCCAAACAUACCAGCGCAAAAUAAAAAACCCACCUAUACAUGCAACUGAAAAACUGCCACUAAUCAACUUUUAUUGCAGUUUGCAUACCAAAAAAACUAUGUUCCUCAUCUAAUUUUCAUGUCUAUCUAAUCUGAUUUUUACAGUAUAGGCCUAUAUUUAAAAUCUCUUGUGGGACAACAUAUAAAUAUUUGCUUUUUUCAGACAGGUGGCAGAAAGGCUAUUUUGUGUGAUUCAGAUGUUUUUUUUUAAUUCAGUAAGCAAAACAGUCAAAGGGGGCAUGCAAUCUGAUUUCACAAACAUGAAUCUGUGUUCUUUCUGAUGAUGAAUCCAAUGUAAAUGCUAAUAGGUUUUUGUUUGUUUCUCGCAUCCUUAGUUUUCUCUGUCAAUCACUGAACUAGAUAUGUGCUAAGUGAAUAAAAUACUUUCUAUUGUACUGUGA